AUGGCUUCUUCAGGAGAGGCACAGCUGAGAACUGUGUCUGACAGUCCUGCUGCCCAGUAUUCCAACUUGGCCGCUGCUGCCACUUGGGCCCCAUCCCAAAAAUAUGCUACCUGUCACUUCUGUGUCAGGCAGGUGAGUGACUGGCCUGGGGUCACCAUGGGUACAACUGUCCUGUCAAAGCAUCUGAAAAGCACUGGCAGAGAGGAGUUGGAUUGAGGUGGCCACACUCCCAUGGAGCAGUACCAUGACCAUGCCUCUGGCUCCCUAAAAAUAUGGAGGAGGGACUGGGGCAAGCUCCUAGAUCAUGUGGAUGCCCUAACUGGAUGGGCCAGCCAGGGUGGAGAGGAAGUGCUGAGGAUGGAGAGGGCCAUAGAAUGGAGGGAGAGGAGUGUGAGAGGAAAUGAAGAGGCCCUGGAGGGGGGAAGAGCCAUCCUGGAGAUGAAGUAGAAGGAGAUUGCUGAGAUGGAGGUAUGCCUGCGACCAGGCAAGGACCUGCCUGCUGCCACACAUCCUGUCCAUCCUGUCUAA
Molecule: messenger RNA, 528 nt
Organism: Apodemus sylvaticus (European woodmouse)
Lineage: Eukaryota; Metazoa; Chordata; Mammalia; Rodentia; Muridae
Gene: Zbed2
Product: zinc finger BED-type containing 2
Source: RefSeq, a predicted model, not a curated record